This is a messenger RNA of Haplochromis burtoni (Burton's mouthbrooder), 2372 nucleotides long. Its product is annotated as urotensin-2 receptor. The transcript has a single exon. The coding region runs from base 1091 to 2164 and encodes 357 amino acids. Gene Ontology annotation, molecular function: urotensin II receptor activity. The record is from RefSeq and is a predicted model, not a curated record. Gene Ontology annotation, cellular component: membrane. Gene Ontology annotation, biological process: neuropeptide signaling pathway; blood vessel diameter maintenance; regulation of blood pressure. Lineage: Eukaryota; Metazoa; Chordata; Actinopteri; Cichliformes; Cichlidae.
UUAUGAGUAAAAGUAAAAUAAAUAAGUGUAAAAAUAAUGUGAUGCAAGUUUUGAAAAAAUAGAUGUCUUUUACAUUUAAGCAUUAGGCUAAACAUUGAUGAGGUUUGGUUACUGUGUAACUACACCCUCACUACACAGACUGGAGGUUGAGGCCCACGACGAAUACCACAUGAAUCUAUAGGUCCCUGCUAUUUUUUCACCGUGGUGAGAAGGAGGGAGCACUGAGGAGAGACGGGAGGAGAGAAGUGCAACCCUGCAACUUCAAAGACACAGCACAGCAGUAUCAAAACUUGGAGAUAAGGGUGGGCUCAAUUUUCAGGGAGAAACUGAAGCUUCAUCUGUCACCAAGUGGAUCCACAGAGGUCUGGAAGAGCUAUGCAGAAAAAAUAUGGAUGACUUGGAUAAAACAAAGGAUAUCUUAAGGCUCUGUAUGUCAAUCCACAUUAGGACAGAAACAUAGAAGACCAAAAACACGGAGAAUGUGAAUGGAUGUACUAAAGCUGCUGAGUGAAUCUUUUUUUGCACAAGCAAAGCAACUUUUAUUUUUAAGAGCCACACAGCACUCUAUGCUAAUAUAGGAGAAAGGAUUAUGUUUUUGCCCUGCUGUGGAGACUGCUCUGGAGGUGUCAGCCAGUUAAGCCUUCUCAAGCACAUCUUAGCACAGGAGGGACUUUCUAUCAGGGACUUUGAGCACAGUUUGUCCAGCUAAAAGGCAGUGCUGCUCCCCACUGCUCUUAAAUGACCCAGCUUGGAUCUGCUUAAGUUCUACGCCCAACAGACAACAUCUCUUAAGUCUGGGGUGUUCAUAUGACUUAAAUUUUUGCUGGAGUCUUUAUUGAUCACAAACUUAUUUGGGAAUAAGCACUACAAGUUGGAAGGAACUGUGUUGAAUGUUUCAUUUUAACAGAAAUAUUUGACUGUAAUGUCCACUGGCAUCUUCUUUCUGCACUUCACCUCACACUGUAAUGUUUCCACAGAGAUGAAACCUUUCCUGUGAGGUAAGAGUCAAUAAUCCUGUGUAAACUGGCUCCUCAGUUUUGUAGCCUGACCUCUGACCUCUCUGAACUGCACUGAACUGCAUGAACUCAAAAUGAACUGCACUUUUAAUGCCACCUUAACUCCCCAGCUGGGUCUUGGAUUGAGCCCAGGGACAGGAGCUGACGAGUCCCAAGGGAGUGGUACUGGUGCUGGAGGUAGUGGUGGCUUGUGGGUGACAUUCCUGCUUGGUACUACACUGAUUAUCAUGUGUGUCGUGGGCAUGUCUGGCAACACAUACACACUUAUUGUUACACGCUCAGCUGCUUUGCGACGCACAGGUUCUAUGUACGUUUACAUCAUUAAUUUAGCUCUGGCUGACCUGCUGUACCUCUGCACCAUCCCUUUUGUAGUCUGCACCUACUUUGCCCACGACUGGCUGUUUGGUGAGGCCGGAUGUCGCAUCCUACUGAGUCUCGACCUCCUCACCAUGCAUGCCAGUGUCUUCAUUUUGGGUGUUAUGAGCUUGGAACGGUAUCGUGCUGUGGCUAAACCCUUCAGUGCACACAAGACCUCGUCCCGCAACCGACAGCUAGUGUCAGGAAUUAUUUGGGGGUUAUCUUUUCUGCUAACGCUUCCCAUGAUGGUGAUGAUCCGACUCAGGGAGGGCAAACCCACUGUGGCUGGUUCAGUCAAGAGAAUCUGCUAUCCAACCUGGACCCCUGAGGCCUUCAAGGCUUAUAUCAUUGCCCUGUUUUUCACCAGUGUUUUAGUCCCUGGAUUGGUAAUUGUUGGACUGUAUGCAGGGCUAGCUAGGCGCUACUGGGUAGCACAGGCUAACUUAGGGGGUAGCAGCCACUCUGCCAGAAGGACACGACUCAAACAAAAAGUCGUAUCAAUGAUCUUUAGCAUUGUGGUAGCUUACUGGACUUGCUUCUUGCCUUUUUGGGGAUGGCAGUUAGCCAAACUGUUCUCUCCAGAGUCCCUCAAAGCUUUGUCUCCAGCUGCUCAUAAUUAUGUAAAUUUCUUUGUCACAUGUCUCACGUAUGGAAACAGCUGUAUAAAUCCAUUUCUCUACACUCUACUGACUCGGAACUACAAAGAUUAUUUAGCACAGAAAGGACAGUCAUCAGGAUCCAGCAGGGCUGAUCCCGGGUCAGCUGUGACAACCCCACUGCAGGACUUUUAGUGAAUUAGCAUUAAUUGUUACUUAUAGCCUGCAUUCAAGCGAUCUUCUUCUCAAUGUUCCAUUUGCCAGAACUGAACUGGGAAAGAGGGCUUUUACUUAUGCUGCCCCUUUUACAUGGAACAUGAUGCAAAAAGACUGGAAGAUAGCAUAUCUUAUUUCAUUAAAUGCUUUUAAGUCCAAAUUGAGAGAGCCAGAGAAAAAUGUUUUU